Molecule: messenger RNA, 2041 nt
Organism: Populus trichocarpa (black cottonwood)
Lineage: Eukaryota; Viridiplantae; Streptophyta; Magnoliopsida; Malpighiales; Salicaceae
Exons: 14
Coding region: 117-1673 (518 amino acids)
Cellular component (GO): chloroplast envelope
Source: RefSeq, a predicted model, not a curated record
AAAAGGAAAAAACAACAUCAUCGUCUCCUCUCUCCCUCGCAGCACACCACACAGCCUCACACUCCAACACCUCCCCUUUACAGCACAAAAAGAGGCACUCUCAUUUCCGCACAAAAAUGGCUUCAAUAUCCACCCCCCUUUCAUAUUCCCCUUCACCUGUCCGUCUCAAACCACCUGUCCGUCUCAAACCACCUGAUUCCUUGCUCCUCAGAACCCAAACACUCCAUAAACUUUCCUUCAAAUCUCCAAACCCUAAGACCCCCAUUGGAUUUUCUGUCAAAGCAACCGCUGAUGUUACAAAAACCAUGGGAAUUAGGCCUGGAAGUGUUGUGGAGACUGAUAAGUUACCUUCUGAUGUCAGAAACCGUGCCAUGGAAGCUGUUGAUGCGUGUGGUGGUAGGGUUACUAUUGGUGAUGUUGCCAGUAGAGCUGGGCUUAAGUUGAAUGAAGCUCAAAAGGCCCUUCAAGCUCUCGCUUCUGAUACUGAUGGGUUUUUAGAGGUUUCGGAUGAAGGUGAUGUGCUUUAUGUUUUUCCAAAGGAUUAUCGCUCAAAGCUUGCUGCAAAGUCAUUAAGGCUAAAAUUUGAACCUUUAUUUGAGAAGGGAAAGGCUGCAGCUGAGUAUCUCAUCAGGGUUUCUUUUGGGACAGCUCUAAUUGCUUCAAUAGUGAUUGUUUAUACCACAAUAAUUGCUAUUCUUUCAAGUAGUCGUGAUGAAAAUGAUCGUGGAAGACGAAGAAGCAGAUCCUUUGAUACAGGAUUUGCGUUUUACUUAAGUCCUACCGAUCUAUUUUGGUACUGGGAUCCAUAUUACUAUAGGAGAAGACAACUAAGAACAGAUGGUGGUGACAAAAUGAACUUCAUCGAAUCUGUAUUCUCAUUCGUAUUUGGUGAUGGUGAUCCAAAUCAAGGAAUUGAAGAAGAGAGGUGGAAGUUGAUUGGACAAUAUAUUUCCUCUAAUGGUGGUGUUGUUGCUGCUGAAGAACUAGCACCGUUUCUUGAUUUGAAAACUACCGAGGAUAUGAGUGAUGAAUCAUACAUCUUACCAGUUCUUCUACGGUUUGAUGGAAAGCCAGAAAUUGAUGAAGAGGGAAAUAUUCUGUAUCAAUUCCCUUCACUUCAGCGUACAGCUUCUUCUAAAAGGAGUGGGAGGAAGGAAUAUGUGGGUAAACGAUGGGCAGAUUGGGUUGGAGGGGUUGGGAAGUUUUUCAGAGAGAAAACAUGGCAAUUCAGUAAGACAAGUUCAUCAGAGAGAGCAAUGGCCAUUGGGUUGGGCGGGCUUAAUCUAUUUGGAGUGAUCAUUCUUGGAACAAUGUUACAGGACAUGGCCAUUACACAAAAUGGAGGAUUCAUUAAAUUUGUUUCUAGCAUAUUUCCUCUACUUCAGAUAUAUGCUGGUUCUUUCUUUGCAAUUCCAUUGAUCCGCUGGUUCCUCGUUCUCCAAAGGAAUGCUGAAAUAGAAAAUAGAAACAGAGCAAGGGAGCAAUGUGCUCAAAUGCUUGAGUUACCUGAUAUUUCACUGAGGCGGAAGAUUCUAAGUGCUCGGGAUAUGGCCCAAAAAACAGUCAUAGGGCAGGAUCGCAUUGUCUAUACCACUGACAAGGACAUAAUUGAGCAAGAUGUUGAGGCCCGAGAAUGGGAUCAGAGAUUCCGAGAGAUCGAGAAGUCAGAUUGAGAAUGGGCUAUUGUUUGGGCUCGAGCCUGUAUUAAUAAUCUCAGAGUGCAUCAAAGUGUCUCUGCUUUGCAUAGCCUCCCAAGUGGAAGUCAUUUUUUGGUAUUGACAGUUGAAGUCAAUUGGAAGCCCUAUGCUGUCGUGGUGACGUUUGCAUUUGUAUGAGCAAGGAUCAACAGUCUCCUGGCAUUGCAGCAGGAUGGCAAUGACUUCGUACAAUAGUUGCAGUUUUCUUCAGUAACAUUUUUACCAAGAUAAAAUUCUUGGAUAACGAAGCUCAAGCUUACUUCCUUGUACAUAUAUUAUUGUUUUGAAUUAAAGAUGAUAUUACGAGAAAGGGGAAAAUAAGUAAAAUACAAAUUGACACGCAA